AAAGCAAGAAAUUAGUUUGGCAUCUCUUAUUUUCUCGAGUAGUUCUCUUUUCUCCUCUCAUCUAGUAUUUUUUUUGCUCCACGGUUCUUCACAUUGUAAUUGUUUUUCAAACUAAUCCUUUCAAUCAAAUAAACCAUGGGAGCCUGUGGGAGCAAACCUAAGGAAUCUGACAUCGUCGAAAGCCUUGUCCCCACCGACAAUGUUGUUAUUGAGUCCAAGAAUGAAACAGAUACCACUUUAGUUCAGGAGAAGAAAGAAGAGUCUAAUGAUGAGGCAAAGAAGGAAGGUGAGACAAAAGAGGACUCCUCUGAGGCAACCAAAGCCGAGCCAACUCCAGAAGCUGUGAAGGCAGAUGAGCAAGUUCCUUCUGAGACUACGCCACCAACACAAGAGACUGCACCUGCCAAAACCGAUGAGGCGCCUCUUGUGAUUCUUUGAUUUUUUUUAUUUCCAAAUAUUAAAAGUCCAUGUUUGUCUGCAAGUGUUUCUCACACUAUAAUUCGUGUGUUCAUAAUCACUUUUAUAUUGUCAAUACUAUCUGCAUUGUGUUUUGCCCCCCUCUUGUAAAUUCAAUGUGAGUUUGAUUAUGAAUAUGAUCCUUUCCACCUGUUUAAACCUGUAGCCAAAGCACAUAACUUGUUGUGCCUUAUAUGGUUUUAUGGUUCAGCUAUAAUAACAAUAAAAUAUACAAUUAACCAAUUAUUAAAAAUUAUAUUAUAGUAAAACUUACAUAUUUAUUCAUUAUAAAUAUUUCCAUUGUUUUCAUAUAUAAUCAAUUAAAACAUUUCAAAAUGAUAUAUGAACUUCCUUUUUUUUGUAAAUUAUUACAAGUUAAUUUUUUUUUUGGGAAUUGAGCAUUUUCUUGUAGUAAAUUUUUAACGAUUAGAAUGAUAAAACAAGAAAGUUAAUAAAAUAAUCUAGAAGAUAUAUAAAUACAUUUGACUAAAAAUAUGAAAUUUUUAAAUAUGAAGUUUUGAACAGUGAAAUCAUAUAUUUGAUGUUUUACUAUUCAAAAAUUUAAAAUUUAAAAUUCUAGUGUUGCUUUUGGGAACCAUGUAAGAGCAAGAUUAACCGUGUCUCUUAGAUAGGUCUCUUAAUGUAAUUGUGAUUUAAAAAAAAAAAAAAUCAUAAUUA
Messenger RNA from Brassica rapa (field mustard), 1134 nucleotides. RefSeq lists its product as uncharacterized. NCBI's taxonomy places the organism in Eukaryota, Viridiplantae, Streptophyta, Magnoliopsida, Brassicales, Brassicaceae. The record is from RefSeq and is a predicted model, not a curated record.